Molecule: messenger RNA, 1476 nt
Organism: Manacus vitellinus (golden-collared manakin)
Lineage: Eukaryota; Metazoa; Chordata; Aves; Passeriformes; Pipridae
Gene: SLC16A5
Product: solute carrier family 16 member 5
Exons: 4
Coding region: 16-1476 (486 amino acids)
Biological process (GO): monocarboxylic acid transport; transmembrane transport
Molecular function (GO): monocarboxylic acid transmembrane transporter activity
Source: RefSeq, a predicted model, not a curated record
GAGGAGGGAGCUGUCAUGUCCCGAGGAGGAGCAGCAGGACGUGGCGCUGCCAAGCCCCAGGACCAGGGAUGGGCAUGGAUGGUCCUGCUGGCUGCAGUGGUGCUGCAGGCGCUGACACUGGGCUUCUCCUCCUGCUUUGGGGUCUUCUUCACGGACCUCCAGCACGAGUUCCAUGCCAGCAACAGCGAGACAUCGUGGUUCUCGUCCAUCAUGGUGGCUGUGCUGCACGGAGGGGGGCCCCUCUGCAGCAUCCUGGUGAAGCGGUUUGGUUGCAGGUUUGCAGUGAUGCUGGGAGGGCUGCUCAGCGGGCUGGGAAUGGUGUCCAGCUCCUUCUGCAAGUCCAUCAGCCAGCUCUACCUCACAGUUGGGCUCAUCACCGGUCUGGGAUCGUGUUUCAGCUUCCAGGCAGGGGUGACUGCGCUGGGCUGCUACUUUGUGCGGUGGCGAACACUGGCCAACGCCAUGGCCUCCACCGGCGUCUCCCUCGGCUUCACCCUGUGGCCGCUGCUGUCUCAGUACCUGCUGGAAGAGAUGGGCUGGAGAAACACCUUCGUCAUCUUUGGAGGAAUACUCCUGAACUGCUGUGUCUGUGGAGCCAUCAUGAGACCCAUCGGGUCACUUCCACAGCCACCCGAGCCUGGAGAGGAGCCAGGCAGCAAAGCAGAGGAGGCACAGCUGUCCAACGGAGUGUCUCCUCCCCACCCCACACUCCAGCAGCAUGCCAGAAGGACAACAUGUUUCCAGGUGCUGCAAAAGUACCUGGCUUUUGACAUCUUCUGCCAAAACAAACGUUACCAGAUUUACACUAUUGGAGUGGCCUGGAUGAUGAUGGGGUUUGCAUUGCCCCACAUCUACCUUGUGCCUUAUGCCAUCCACAAUGGGGUGGAGGAAGGCAGGGCAGCUCUUCUAAUCUCCAUCAUCGGGUUCAUCAACAUCUUCAUCCGCCCUCUCACAGGGCUGCUCUCGGGGCACAGGGUGUUCACAGGGAGGCGCAUCUACCUGUUCAGCCUGGCCGCGCUCCUCUGCGGGCUGAGCAACUUCAUCUGCAUCAUAUCAGCCGAGUUCAGAGUCCUCAUCCUCUACUGCGUCAUCCUCAGCAUCUCCAUGAGCGGGGUGGGGUCACUCACCUUCCAGGUGCUGAUGGAUGUGGUGGAGAUGGACAGGUUCUCCAGUGCUCUAGGGCUCUUCACCAUCGUGGAGAGCGUCACUGUCCUCAUCGGGCCCCCACUCACAGGUCUCCUGGUAGACAUAACCGGUGAUUUCCUCUACGUCUUCCACACCUCGAGCUUCUUUCUGAUAUCUGCUGCAUUAUUUAUGGGGCUCAGCUUCUGUGCUCUGGAAAAAAAAAACAAAUUGAGAGAGGCUUCCAAAGUACCUUUGAGUAAUCCCUCCAGAUAUCCAUACAGCGAAAAGCCAAGUGAUCCACAGGCCGAAAGUCAACCCCCUCCAACAGUCGUGUACGUCACCAGCAUAUGA